AUGUAAUAUUUUGUCAAACCUUUCAUUCGCAUACCCCUCUAUCAUUAUUCAUAAUUCAUCCCUUCUAUUGCAUCAACCCUUAAAAAUCUUUCUCCUACUUAACUUACUUAAUUCCAUCAACUUAUUUAAAAUGAUGACGAAAAACAACUUAAAUUGAUUGCCUAUCUAGUUUAAAAACUAAAACCAGGAUUGAUUCCAUAUAAACACAUUUUACUUUAAUAAAUAAGAAGUAGAUCUAUUGAAUCAAAUCAGGAUUUGGAAUAUGCAAUUAAAUUGAUUCAAAAAAUACAAAAUCCAGAAUUCUAUCUUAAUGAAUAUAUUAAUACCAUAUAAGAAAAAAGAAUACAUUCAUGUAUAAUUUAAAUUAAUUAAAAAUAUCCUGGUCUUUGUAAAAGUGAACAGUUAGUAAGAAUAUAAGAACAAUUUCCAGAAUGCACUUAAGAAUUAAUGAACAAAAUGAUUGUAAAUAGAUAGAAUUAACCUAAAUAAUAAAUUUACUAGAAAAUUUAGACAUUUACGCCUAGAGAUAUACCUGAAUAACAUAAUGAGCCAGAAUAAUUAGAGAAACAUAAAUAUAUUACAUAGGGUAAAAUAGUAUUAAGAUUUCCACCUGAACCAAAUGGAUUUUUGCAUUUGGGACAUGUUAGAUCAAUAAGAUUAAAUUUUUAUUCAGCUGAAUAAUUAAAUGGGGAUUGUUAUUUAAGAUAUGAUGAUACUAAUCCUGCAAAUGAAAAGCAAAUAUAUAUUGAUUAAAUAGAAGAUAAUGUAAAAUGGUUUGGACAUAAACCAACUCAUAUAACUUAUGCUUCAGAUUAUUUUCCAUUUAUUUUUGAUUGUGCAAUUAAAUUAAUUAAAGAAAAUAAAGUAUUUUAUUAAAUUAAAGUAUAGGCUUUCAUUUGUGAAUAAAAUAGAGAAGAAAUGAAAGAAUUCAGGCGAAAUAAAUAACCAUCUCCAUAUAGAAAUAGAGAUAUGAAUGAAAGUUUACGUAUUUUUAAUGAAAUGCAAGAAGGAAAAUAUCCUGAGAGUAAAUAUACUUUAAGACUUAAAAUUGAUUAUCAACAUUCAAAUCCUACUUUAAGAGAUCCAGUAGCUUAUAGAGUAUUAUAUACUUAACAUCCUAAAAGUGGUGAUAAAUGGAAAGUAUAUCCAAUGUAUGAUUUUGCACAUUGUAUAUGUGAUUCAUUAGAAAAUAUUACUCAUUCUCUUUGUACUUUAGAAUUUGAGAUAAGAAGGGAAUUAUAUUAUUGGAUAUUAUCAAAUUUGAAUUUAUAUAAACCAUUUGUUUAUGAGUUUUCAAGAUUAAAUGUUUCUAAUAAUAUGUUAUCUAAAAGAAAAAUUGGGAAAAUGAUAGAAAUGGGAAUUGUUAAUGGAUGGGAUGAUCCUCGAUUAUUAACUUUAGCUGGUCUUAGAAAAAGAGGAUAUACACCUUAAGCUAUUAAUGAUUUUAUAGAUUAAGUAAGUGUUCCUAGAGGUGGAAAUGAAUAAAUUAUAUCUAUUAAAUUAUUAGAAAAUUGUAUAAGAAAGGAAUUAGAUAAGAAAGUCCCUAAAAUUAUGGCUAUUCUUAAUCCAAUUUUGAUUGAUGUAGAAAUUGACAAAAAUACUAUUAAAUAAGUUUAUGUUUAAUAAGAUGAUGUAAAGCUUAUUGAUAAUCCAGAAUUUUAUGGUUUAUCACCAAAUAAAUAAGUUUGUCUAAGAUUUUUUGGUGUAGUUCUUUGUGAAGAUAUAAUUUUAGAGAAUGAUAAACCAAAAUAUAUAAAAGUCAAAUUAAUAUCUACAGAUUUAAAUGAUAGAAAGAAAUUAAAAGGUUAAAUUAAUUGGUUAGAUAAAUAAGAUUGUAUAGCUGCAACUGUUAAUGAAUAUUCAUAUCUUUUUGAUACAGAAAAUCCUGCAGAAAUUCCAGAAUUUUGGAAUUAAAUUAAUAAAAAUUCAUUACAAAUCUAUGACGUUAAAGUACCAAAGUCAUUAGAAUAUAAAAUUGGAGAUAGAUUUUAAUUUGAACGUAAUGGAUUUUAUAUAGUGGAUUCACUUAAAGAUGGUCAUAUCUAUUUCAAUAAAAUAGUUGGACUUUCAGAGGGAGAGAAGAAAAAUCUUAAGUGAGU
Messenger RNA from Paramecium sonneborni, 2099 nucleotides. NCBI's taxonomy places the organism in Eukaryota, Ciliophora, Oligohymenophorea, Peniculida, Parameciidae. The record is from the annotation of a GenBank genome assembly.